GGCAAUGAAUUUUCUUCUUCCAUAACAGCCUCCUCCAUCUGCCCUAUGCUUUCAAUAAACUCCUCUAAUGCCCAUUUCAUUUCCUCAGUCCCUACAGAUUUUGGCAAACGGGUGUACCAAGGAGUGCGGGUGAAACACACAGUCAAGGACCUUCUUGCUGAGAAACGAUCCAGGCAGAGCAGUGGCUCCCACUUCAGUGGCAGCAUCAGCACACCACAGUCAUCAUUUGUCCAAAUGCCAGGCUCACCUACCAUGGCUGGUUACUAUGGAGUCAGGAGAUCCUUCACCACAGAGUUGGAUUUCCACAACACAAAGCAGUUUGUCAGUGAUGUCUACUCAUCCCCUUUAGGGUCCAGGCCCUUCUCAAGUGAUUCGUCUGCUACUCAGGGAUUCCCAGCACUUCUGGACCCGUAUCUCACAGACCAGUAUGGGGAUUACCGUGCUACUCCCCUCACAGCUGGUACCAGCUCCUUCUUCAGCCCUUCUGUGCCCCCUCUCCUGCCAUCUUUACCUAACGACACAACACACUUCCUACUAAGAGAGCCCUGGGAGCAGACUUCACCCGACAGUCUCAGCCAGAUGGAUGGUGCAUGCUCAGACCCUCUGCAGGCACUGCCUGCCAGUGCCAGCUGCCUCUCCUCACACGAAUCGGGAAGCAUUUCCCCAUACCGAAGCUCAGGUUGGACCGCAGCCAUCCCUGGAGCCCAGCCCUACCCUUUGCACCCUCUUGAAGAUGUCCACUACUCCCCCAGCUAUGCUUCCACCUCAACCUACACCUUCUCACCAUUCAUGACUGUGGCAAAUGAGCUUACCUCCAGGAUGAGCCACCUCUCAACAGAGCAGUCCUCAGAGACAUCACCUCUGCAUGAUAACUCUGCCUGGGCAAAAGAGGAUGGAAGUCCCAUCUGGGGGACUUAUGAAGGCAGGAGAACUUAUUGAUGAGGGUUAAGAGCUGGAGGAAAAGAAGAACAGACCGUUAUUGAAGCAAAUUAAUUACUUGUGUGCUCUCUCCUAAAGAUGGUCCUUUAAACAGAGGAUGCUAACACCGUACAGU
Neopsephotus bourkii (Bourke's parrot) is the source of this 1054-nucleotide messenger RNA. It is a transcript of the gene POU2AF2, whose product is annotated as POU class 2 homeobox associating factor 2. Lineage: Eukaryota; Metazoa; Chordata; Aves; Psittaciformes; Psittacidae. The transcript is spliced from 4 exons. Gene Ontology annotation, molecular function: DNA binding; POU domain binding. Bases 46 to 939 code for a protein of 297 amino acids. The record is from RefSeq and is a predicted model, not a curated record.